Molecule: messenger RNA, 1698 nt
Organism: Serendipita indica DSM 11827
Lineage: Eukaryota; Fungi; Basidiomycota; Agaricomycetes; Sebacinales; Serendipitaceae
Source: the annotation of a GenBank genome assembly
AUGGCAGACUUUGACGACCCGAAUCCAUUUGGCGGCGACAAUGAGCAACAACAGGCUGUAAUUGAUGUUCCUCCAGCACAAGAAGACAACGUAGCGCCGCCAACGCCAGCCAAGACGACGGCGCAGCCGCCGCCUUCAAACAGAGGGUACCCAGGACUGGCGCCAAAGACUGGAUUCUGCUGCAUUGUCGACGCUCUCAAGAUGACAGAUCACGCUGGGAAGAUAUAUAUUGCCUAUGUUAUUCGCACUGGUACCUCUGAUGCGCGGAGACGCUACUCGGAAUUCGAAUCACUACGGGGCGGUUUAGUCAAACUCUAUCCCACUAUCAUCAUCCCACCUAUUCCCUCAAAGCAAAGCCUGGGAGACUACGCCAUCAAGCAGUCAAAGGCAAAGGAGGACGCGACUAUGAUCUCGAGACGCAAGCGAAUGCUGCAAGCAUUCCUUAACCGCAUCGCUCGACAUCCCAUUCUCUCCAACGAACAUGUGUUUCACCGUUUUCUGGACGGUGAAGUAUCGUGGAGCGAAGCCCUUCAUUCACCUCCUCUCUCACUGAUACCAAAGAACAUUUUGCGAGCCCCACCUCACAAUCCCACUGACCCGAAUGCUCACCCGGCGUACAAUGCACUCCCUUCGCCAUCUCCUGGGGCAACUCUCCGACAUCCUGACCAACGAUUUAUGGACUCUGAAGCAUUCACAAACAAAUUUGCUAGUCAUCUAAGUGGAACCAUGGAAAAGGUUACUAGGCGAACUAUGAAACGCUGGGCUGAUUACUCCCAAGAUAACGCAGAGCUAGGAGCCAUACUAAAUGGCUUUAGUUUAUCAGAAACGGGAACGCUCGCAUCUGCAGUCGAGAAGACAGGCCAAGCCGUCGACGCGACCUAUAUGUCAACUACCCGAUUACUUCAGGAAAUUGAACAAAACUGGGCAGAGCCUCUCCACGAAUACUCUCAAUUCGCCGAGAUUAUCAAAAAGCUUCUGAGUUAUCGUCAUCAGAAGCAUGUACAAUAUGAGAUGACCAAGGCAGCUCUGGAAAACAAGCGCGAAAUCAUGGAGGAAUACGAGCGAUCAGAGGCGGAAGCCCAGCGUCUUCAGACUGCGUUGAGUGGAAGCUCAGCCGGUCGCGUCGGUACCACCACCACUAGGAGAGGCACGGGUCUUCUCUCUGGAGAGGGUCCAGAGGACUCGAUUGGCGCAAGGAGUAACGAUCCGAAUGCGCAAAGUGGCACAUCUGCUGGCUCAUCCUACUCAACUCCAAUGUCGAGGCGAAAGAAUAGCAGUGGCGGCGGCCUACUUAGCGCAAUAUCGUACUCCAUUCAAGGCAUGAUGGACGUCGAUCCGGAAACAGCACGCAGAAACAAUAUGAGCAAGACUAAGGAGACUAUCUCACAGUUGGAAGACGCUCUCCAGUUGUCGGGUCAAGAUUUGAAAUACUCUUCCGCGACGAUUCAAGCAGACCUUGAUCGCUUUCAACGACAAAAGGUGGCCGACAUGCGUGAGAUGUGUAUUUCCAUGGCUCGUGUUCACAAGGAAUGGGCUCGCAAGAACUUGGAUGCCUGGGAAGAGGCUCGAAAAGAAGUCAUCAAGAUAUCACCCCAUCCAAACCGGUUGCCAGAAGACAUUCCUCUUCCUACCUCUCCUAAAUCACCGACGAGUCCUAAGCCAAAUCCACAAUCUCCCGUCAACGGUACUGCCAGAUAG